UGCUCGGCCUGGUGCACGAGCUGCGCGGCGGACACACACCGCCUGAAGAGCAGCGACAAGAGCGGCACAAGGGUCUCUCCAAAAACAAAUUAUCCACUGUUUUCUUUUACAGUGUCUUGCUUCACUUUACUUGUUUCCAUUGUAUUUAUUCUGCCAAUAUGGCAAAGACGCUCACCGGGUUGCUGGUGGCUCUGUGCGUAACGAGCGCGUUAUCAGGGAGCAAAAACAGAAGGCAGGCUGGACAGUAUCAAGUGUAUCCACAGCUCCACGAAAUAGCAUCGGGCUCUUCAGAUGGGUGUGAGGAGAAUGGAGUGUUAUACAGAGUAAAUGAGCAGUGGGAGAAGCCGUACCGCGGGAGUACACUGGUGUGCACCUGCAGCGCAACGUCGGGCAUCAAGUGUAAAACAAAACCGGCAGUUGAGGAAACAUGCCACGACAAGUACAAUAACCAGAUUUACCGUGUCGGUGAAUCCUACGAGAGGCCAAAGGACGGCAUGAUCUGGGACUGCACGUGCAUCGGCUCCGGGCGCGGCAAAAUCAGCUGCACCAUCGCAAACCGCUGUCAUGAAGCUGGGAGGUCGUAUAAAAUCGGAGACACUUGGCAAAGACCCCACGAGACUCAGAACUACAUGCUGGAGUGUGUCUGUCUGGGCAAUGGCAAAGGAGAGUGGACCUGCAAACCUCUGGCUGAGCGUUGCUAUGAUAAUGGAGGAGCAUCUUCGUACACUGUCGGUGAGACAUGGGAGAAAUCGUACCAGGGCUGGAUGAUGCUGGACUGCACCUGUGUGGGAGAAGGCAAUGGCCGCAUCACCUGUACAUCCAGAAACCGUUGUAAUGACAAGGCGAUGCAGCAGUCCUAUCGUAUUGGUCAGACCUGGAGGAAGAUUCACACUGACGGACAGAUGGUGGAGUGUGUGUGUUUGGGCAAUGGCCGUGGAGAGUGGAAAUGUGAGAGAGACGCUGCUCGUUCAGGCUCAGGUACCCCAGCAGGCUCAGGUACUGUGGUACUGACCCCUGUGCUGACCCCUGUGCUGACCCCUGUCCUGCCCCAACCACUGCCUCAGCCCCUGCCGCCCACUGAAGGCACCUGUCGCGCCGACUCUGGAGCUACUUACUUUGAUGGACAGAGAUGGAUCAGGAACCAGGGCUCCCAACAGAUGCUCUGCACCUGUCUGGGCAAUGGAGUCACCUGUCAGGAGUGGGAGGCCACUAGCCAGGUGUAUGGUGGCAACUCCAAUGGGCAGCCCUGUGUGUUUCCAUUCAUGUUUAUGGGAAAGACCUACUACACAUGCACUUCUGAUGGUCGCACUGAUGGACAGCUCUGGUGCUCCACAACCUCUGACUAUGAAACAGAUCAGCAGUACUCAUUCUGCACUGAGAAGUAUGCUAUCGUGGCGACCCGAGGUGGGAACUCCAAUGGCGCCCUGUGUCACUUCCCGUUCCUGUACAGUGGCCGUAACUACACUGAUUGCACAGCCGAUGGACGCCGUGAUGGGAUGAGGUGGUGUGGUACGACCUACAACUACGACGGAGAACAGAAAUUUGGAUUCUGUCCCAUGGCUGCUCAUGAGGAGGUGUGCACCACGAACGACGGAGUUAUGCAUCGUGUUGGGGACAAAUGGGACAAACGCCACGACGUUUUGGGUCACAUGAUGGAGUGCACGUGUCUGGGGAACGGCCGUGGAGAGUGGAACUGUAUCGCCUACUCCCAGCUCAAAGACCAGUGCAUUGUGGACGGAUACACGUAUGACACCAACCAGGAGUUCUACAAACGCCACGACGCGGGCUACAUGAUGAACUGCACCUGCUUUGGACAGGGCCGCGGCCGCUGGAAGUGUGACGCUGUUGAUCAGUGCCAGGAACCUCAGACCAAAGCUUUCUAUCAGAUUGGAGAGUCGUGGGAUAAAACUAUAAACAGCAUCCGCUAUCGUUGCUAUUGCUAUGGCAACGGGAAUGGAGAGAUGAGAUGUGAACCUCUGACAACCUCCCCAGACGGCUACAGACCAGUGCAGGUGAUCAUCACAGAGGCAGGAAAGCAGCCGGACUCCCACCCAAUCCAGUGGAACCCCCCCUCUUCAGUCCAUAUCACCCAAUACAUCCUGAAAUGGAGAAUCAAAAAUACCCGUGCUCCUUGGAGGGAGGCAGUGAUCCCUGGACACCUGAACUCUUACACCAUCAGUGGGCUGCGUCCUGGAGUCACCUACGAGGGUCAGCUCAUCAGCAUCCUCCAAUAUGGCCGCCGCGAGGUCACACGCUUUGACUUCACCACCACAUCUGGAUCCUUGGAGACUUCAGAAGGAGAGACCACUGCUCCUCCUCCUGUGGUCGAUACCUCAGAGUCGGUCACAGAAAUCACCUCCAACAGUUUUGUGGUUUCAUGGACGUCUGCAUCUGCCACCAUCUCCGGCUUCAGAGUGGAGUAUGAGCUGAGUGAAGAAGGGGCCAAACGCAACUCUCUGGAACUUCCUCGUACCUCAACGUCCGUUACCAUCGGCGACCUCCUGCCUGGACGCCGCUACAACGUGAAUGUCUACGAGCUUCCAGAACAGGGAGACCCCACCCUCAUCCUCACCACUUCACAGACUACAGCUCCAGAUGCUCCUGCCCAACAUGCUAUCGACGAUGUGACUGAAACUUCAAUCCGCAUCAGCUGGACACGCCCCCAGGCUCCUAUCAGUGGUUACCGUGUGGUGUACACUCCCUCAGUAGAAGGCGAUAGCACAGAGCUGAUCCUGGGUAAGAGUGACACCUCUCUGACCCUUGUGGACCUUCAUCCCGGGCGUCUGUACAACAUCAGCAUCUACGCCGUGAAGGAGAAGAUGGAGAGCGAGCCUGUGUUUGUACAGGUUAACACUGCAGGCACCCCUCCACCGGAGGACGUCCCAUCUCCCACAGAUCUGCAGUUUUAUGAAGUGUCUGAUGUGAAGAUCACCAUCACCUGGACGGGACCCCCCACUGAAGUGACAGGAUACAGGGUCACCUUCUCCCCUGUGGGAACUGAUGGCUCUGACACCAGACUCCUGCAGCUUCCUGUUUCUCCAAACGCGUACGCAGACAUCACCCACCUACAGCCCGGGACCCUCUACCGCUUUUACAUCUACGCCAUCAGUGGAGGAGUGGAGAGUGAGCCCCUCAUUGGGGAGAAGGCAACAAAGCCCGAUGCUCCAACCAGACUGCAGUUCACAGACAUUGGUGCUGACAAUGUUCUGGUGAUGUGGGAGUCUCCUCGUGCUUCAGUGUCCGGAUACAGACUGUACCUGAGCACUGAGGGCUCCAGACCCACCGAGAAGAGGAUCCCAGGAGACAUUUCUCAGUACCACCUCCGAAACCUUCGCCCCGACACACAGUACACUGCCACUCUGCACUCUGAGAUCGACAACGAGCUGAGCGAAGGCGUGACGUCAUAUUUCACAACAGCUCCAAAGAUCGGGAAUGCUCCUCCUUUCAGCACUGAAGUCACUGACACCUCCAUCAUUGUCACCUGGAUCCCAAUGCGCAGAUUUAGCUACAAGCUGACUGUCCUGCCAAGUGAAGAGGGCGAGUCUAGAGAGGACACGUCUGAGUCUGGGCGAGUUUAUAUUUCCGAUCUGAUCCCGGGGACUGAAUACACCUACAGCGUCCAGCCCAUCUUCAACGGACGCAACAGAGGCAACCCCAUCACACGCAAUGUGGUCACAUCUCUUUCUCCUCCCACGAACCUCAGAGUGGAGUCCAACCCGAGCAGAGGAGAUCUUACUGUCUACUGGGUCGCCUCCAGAACACCUGACAUCACUGGCUACAAAGUUAUGAGCACGCCCACUACGGAUCAUAGAGGAACCGAGCUGGAGGAGCUUGUCCGUUCGGAUCAAACCUCUUGCAUCUUGGAAAACCUAAGUCUGGGCGUAGAGUACAACGUCAGUGUGUUCACAGUCAAAGGAAAUCUGGAGAGUCUCCCUGUGUCCACUAUUGUCACUCCAGAAAUACCCGUACCACGUGAUAUUGAGUUUGUGGACAUUACUGACACCACCAUUGGCCUGCGCUGGAUCCCUUUGAAUUAUACAUCCAUCACUGCCUAUCGGAUUUCGGUAGUGGCGGCAGGCGAAAGCUUGCCUAUUUUCCAAGAUAUGGUGGAGGUAUCUGCCGGUUAUUACCCCAUCCGUGGUUUGGAGCCCGGGGUGGACUAUGACAUCACUGUCACCACUGUAACAGAAGACGGAGAGAGCGAGCCGGCCGCAUACACAAAGCAAACACAAGCUGCCAUCCCCGCCCCGACCAGCCUGCAGUUCAGUGGAGUGGGUCCAGACCACAUCAGGGUGACCUGGGCAGUGCCUCAUGUGACCACUCCGAGCGACAUCUCUCGUUUUGUCAUCCGCUAUCACCCCAUCAACACCUAUGAUGACGUGAAGGAGGUGAAUGUGGGCGGGUCCACCAACACCUACCUGCUCCAGAAUCUGCUGCCAAACACUGAGUACUCUAUCAGCGUGGUUGUUGUCUAUGGUGAAAGAGAAAGUGAGCCAGUCACAGGAACCCAGAGGACAACUUUGGAUGCCCCUACUGGCCUGGACUUCUCUGAUAUUCAGACAAAUUCCUUCACUGUCCACUGGGUGGCACCCACUGCCGUUAUCACUGGAUACCGUCUGCGUUAUCAGCCAACAAGUGGAGGACGGGCCAAAGAAGAAAGGGUCCCCCCCUCCAGGACCCACUACACUCUCACUCAGCUGACCCCAGAGACUGAGUACAUUGUUCAUAUUUACGCUGUGAGCAGGAAUCAGGAGAGCCAACCCCUCAGCGGCACACAGGCCACUGUCUCUAAUGCUCCCACUGACCUGGAGGUGGUGACCAGCACCCCGAACAGCAUCACCAUCCGCUGGGACGCCCCCUCUGUCACUGUGAAGUACUACAAGAUCAACUAUGGUGUCACAGGAGAGACCCCUCAGGAGUUCACGGUCCCUGGCACACAGACCACAGCCACCAUCAAUGGGCUCAGACCAGGCACUGACUACACCAUCACAGUGUACGCGGUAACAGGGCGAGGAGACAGCCCCUCCUCUAACAUCCCAGCCAGCAUCUCUCACCGCACAAACACUGAGUCCCCCACUGGCAUGAAGAUAACUGAUGUGAGUGACAACGCCCUCACAGUGCGCUGGUCCCCUUCUCAGGGUCCCAUCAGAGGAUACAGGAUCACGAGCACCCCCAAGAACGGCCUAGGACCAUCAUAUUCGGAGGUGGUUGGCCCAGAGCGUACUCAGAUGAAAUUCACUGGUCUGAUCCCCACCACUGAGUACGUGGUCAAUGUGUACACCCUGGGCAAUGACGGACAGACCUCUUCACCUGCUGUAGAAAACGCCAUCACAGCUAUGGACCGCCCCAAGGACUUGACGUUCUCUGACAUUGACUUCACCUCUAUGCGCAUCACGUGGGACAGUCCUGAAGGCACCGUGACAUCAUACCGCGUCUUCUACACCAGUCCAGAAGACGGCGAUAGAGAGCUGCGCCCCGCCCCCAGAGGAGACCAGGACACAGUGGUCAUCCGAAAUCUCCGUCCUGGGACAGAAUACACAUUUAAAGUGAUAGCCCUGAAUGGACGCACACAGAGCACGCCUCUGGUCGGAAAACAAGCCACAGUUGUUCCAGCCCCAGCAAACCUUGAGAUCUUUGAUAUCGGCCCUUCCUCUUUUGUGUUGUCAUGGAGACCUCCUAACGCACAGCUUACUGGUUACCGCAUCGUCGUCAACCCCAAAAAUAUCAAUGGACCAUCCAAAGAAAUGAAUGUUGCCCCUGAUACAACCAGGGUCACUGUGCCAGGACUGAUGGUGUCAACUACCUACCAGGUUUAUGUUUACGCUCUGAAGAACUCUGUAACCUCUCGACCUCUGGAGGGAGAAGCAACCACACUAGAAGACGUCACCCCUCCCAGAAGAGUCAGACUCUCCGAUGUUAAAGACACGUCCUUCACUCUGACCUGGCGCACCAGAUUUGAGACGAUCACUAGUUUCCUGAUUGAGGCCACACCACACGGCAGCCCCGAGCCCACUCUGACCAGGACCAUCCCGGGAGAUCUCCGCACCUACACCGUCGAUGGUCUUCAGCCCGGAACCUCAUACAAUGUUAAGAUGUAUACUCUGAAUGGAAACACAAAGAGCGCCCCAUUCAUGUUCACUAUUACAACUGCUCAGCCAGUCGUCCCAGCACCCACCAAUCUGCAGGUGACUUCUCUGACCCCCACCUCUGUGUCCUUCACCUGGAGACCCCCGUCCGCUGACAUCACAGGGUACUACAUCACCUACGAACAGUCAGGAAGGCCGCCCCGUGAGCUCCUCCCACCCCCCCACUCUGGACAAAACUACGCCACAAUUUCUGAUUUGCGACCAUCAACUGAAUACAUAAUCCAAAUUGUUGCCAUCCAAAACAAUAUAAGGAGCAUCCCUCUUGUUGGCCGAAUCAUUACCAAACCAGAAUCCUUGCUUCCCCUGCCACUGCCUCGUCCAGAAGGUAACGACAAGCUAGAUGUGCCCGAAAUUGACAACAAAAUUCAGGUGGUGGGCAACAAUGGGCAGGACGGGCAUGGUGGUCAAAGCCAGCAUGUGGAGUACACUGAGUAUAACAACAACAAUAAUGGAGAUCGCACACAGCCACAGUAUCCUUACGGGCAAGUGCGUGAGCCUUUGGUGUUUUUGCCCCUCCCCGACGCAGAAGGUCGUAGGCUGCCCAUAGUCAAGUUGAACGUGCCCAUCGGAGCGCCCAUCGGGAAUGACACAGGACUGCCCCAAGAAGCCCAAACUCAUACCACGGUCACCUGGAAGCCGUACAAGCAGAGCAACGCCUAUCUGGUGUCCUGUGAGCCUCUAUCAAGCCAACGGGAGAAGCUCUUCCAGGUCCGUUUGCCCGGUACAGCGACCACUGCCACUUUGAUCGGGCUCACCCCAGGGGCAAACUAUAAUGUCAUUGUGGAAGCCAUUUUGGGAGCACUCAAGCACAAGAUCCUAGAGCAGAUCGUCACAACUGGAAAUACAAUCCCAGAUGGAGUCCCCUCUUCCUCAGACUCAUGUUACGACUCUUUCACUGCGACUCACCAUGAGGUCGGAGCCGAGUGGGAGCGCAUGUCUGAGACUGGGUUCAAACUCUGGUGCAGGUGUCUGGGUCUCGGCAGCGGCCAUUUUAGAUGCGACUCAUCAAAGUGGUGCCAUGACAGUGGAAAUAACUACCGCAUUGGGGAGAAGUGGGAUCGCCAAGCUGAGAAUGGACACCUGAUGAGCUGCACCUGUUUGGGAAAUGGCAAAGGAGAAUUCAAAUGUGAACCACAUGAGUCUGUGUGCUACGAUGAGGGCAAAACAUACCAAGUAGGAAACCAGUGGCAGAAGGAAUACUUGGGUGCCAUUUGUACCUGCACUUGCUUUGGAGGACAACAGGGCUGGCGAUGUGACAACUGCCGCAGGCCAGGGGCAGAAGUGGACCCCAGUCUGCUGCAGCCUGUUAGAUACGGAGACAACACACUGCGCAAAAAUAUCCAUUGUCCGAUUGAGUGUCUUCGGCCCGACCUGUUGGCAGACGCCCAUGCUCCCCCAAAUCCACGGGAAUAAAGCAUCCGCUCUGUCUCCAUCAGAUCACUGCACUUUUCACCCUCAUCUCAUGCCAAUAUUUUCAGCUAAAACUAAACAUUUUCUGCUGUAAAAUACUUGUUUCAUCCACAUUCUUCAAUUCAUAAUCCAUAAUCUACUGUAAACCAAAGAAAUGUUUCUGACUGCCUUUUCUUAAAGCCUUAAUGUGAGCACUGUUCUACAAGAAUGUCCUUAUAUAUUAGCUGCGUUUAAAUUUCCUGUAGUCCUUCGUUUAACAAGCACUGUCUGUGUGUAACUGACACAUUUCAUAAUUUAUCCCUUUAAUCUCAAAGUGUGAAUGUAACAACCUUGAUGUGAGGAAUCAAACUUUUCUAUUUUUGUACAUUGUUUGUGCUGAAAUUGUUUCUACGAUAAGAAGUCCAAUGUUGUAAUAAAGCUGGAGAGAUCCUAAAA
This is a messenger RNA of Boleophthalmus pectinirostris (great blue-spotted mudskipper), 7991 nucleotides long. It is a transcript of the gene fn1b, whose product is annotated as fibronectin 1b. The record is from RefSeq and is a predicted model, not a curated record. The transcript is spliced from 46 exons. Gene Ontology annotation, molecular function: integrin binding; proteoglycan binding. Gene Ontology annotation, cellular component: extracellular region. Gene Ontology annotation, biological process: cell-substrate junction assembly; heart development; nervous system development. Bases 159 to 7559 code for a protein of 2466 amino acids. Lineage: Eukaryota; Metazoa; Chordata; Actinopteri; Gobiiformes; Gobiidae.